GUUUUCACUUUUCAGUCCUCUACGGCUCUACCAUCUGAAAGAACGUACUGAGAGAGUGAGAGAGAGUUCAGAGAGAGAGAGAGAGAGAGAUGGGGGAAGAAGAAGAUCCGCAGAGGCUGAAGCGAAUAGCAGCAGCGUCCUAUGACUACGAGAACGACCCAAGAUGGGUGGAGUAUUGGUCCAACAUUCUCAUCCCUCCCCACAAGGCCUCUCGCACCGACGUCAUCGACCACUACAAGCGCAAGUUCUACCAGCGCUAUAUCGAUCCUGGUUUUAUUGUUGAGGCAAUGCCUUCAAGCAGUUCAUCUCAGCCAGCACGACCUUCAGCACCACCAUCAUCAACUUUGAAUGACCAAACACGUUCACGUAACUCUGGAUCUACUACUAGAACAUCAGGAACAUCAACUCCAGCUGCAAAUCCAGCUUCUCUGCGCUGGGAUCGACAAACCGUACAAUUUUCCGUCAAUGCUUGGGUAUUUGUUGUGGCUGUGCUUGCAAUAUUUCCCCUUAUACCUAGAAAUCUUUCAAAUAGGGCAUAUCGGCUUUCCUUCAUGGGCACUGCAUGUUCUUCUCUGUAUUCUUUGUACUCUCUGUAUGGGAAACCUAGAGAAUGGAAUUUACAGGCUGUGCAAGUGUGGUUUCAGUCCGUGAUUGCAACUAAGGAUUUUAUCUACUUCAUUUACUGCCUUACUUUUGUCACUUCACAUCUUUACCUCAAAUUUGCUUUGAUCCCCAUUUUAUGCCGAACUCUUGAACAUGUUGCAAAAUUCCUUAGGCGUAACUUCAGUCGUUCCUCCUUGUACAGGAAGUACUUGGACGAGCCAUGUGUAUGGGUAGAGUCAAACAUAACAACACUCAGCAUUCUAUCUUCGCAUGCUGAGAUUGGACUUGGAUUUCUUCUAAUCAUUUCUUUGCUCUCGCGGCAGCGCAACAUAAUACAAACUUUCAUCUACUGGCAGCUAUUGAAGCUCAUGUAUCAUGCUCCCGCGACUGCUAGUUACCAUCAAAGUGUUUGGGCUAAGAUUGAGAGGACUGUGAGUCCAUUGGUCAACCGGUAUGCGCCAUUUUUGAACACUCCAAUUUUGGCUGUCCAGAGAUGGUGGUUCCGGUAAAAGCUCAGAGGAAGAAAAGUGAGAACAAGCUUAUGACAGAUUGCAUAAGUACAGGAUUUACUUUUUCAGUCUUGUAAACUCUUUCAAGAAAAAAGAAAAAAGAAUCACCGACUUUCAGAUAUAUGAUCACAAGUCAGCUUAAUUAGAAUUGGUUUAUGAAACUUGUACUUGUAUUAUUUUAUAGGACCAUUUUUGUUCCCAUAUUUUACAUUUACAGAAUGGGUUGAUCAAAGAGGUCUUUCCCACUUGAUUUUA
This is a messenger RNA of Cornus florida, 1367 nucleotides long. RefSeq lists its product as uncharacterized. NCBI's taxonomy places the organism in Eukaryota, Viridiplantae, Streptophyta, Magnoliopsida, Cornales, Cornaceae. Gene Ontology annotation, biological process: endoplasmic reticulum tubular network organization; membrane organization. The record is from RefSeq and is a predicted model, not a curated record. The transcript has 9 exons. Bases 90 to 1112 code for a protein of 340 amino acids. Gene Ontology annotation, cellular component: endoplasmic reticulum; membrane.